Molecule: messenger RNA, 2526 nt
Organism: Cutaneotrichosporon cavernicola
Lineage: Eukaryota; Fungi; Basidiomycota; Tremellomycetes; Trichosporonales; Trichosporonaceae
Gene: HIS4
Exons: 1
Coding region: 1-2526 (841 amino acids)
Biological process (GO): L-histidine biosynthetic process
Cellular component (GO): cytosol; cytoplasm
Molecular function (GO): metal ion binding; phosphoribosyl-ATP diphosphatase activity; phosphoribosyl-AMP cyclohydrolase activity
Source: RefSeq, a predicted model, not a curated record
AUGCCAACGGCAGUCUUCCUCCCGCUCGUGGACCCCACAGCGGCCGCCCUCAUCCCGGCUCUAUCACUUAUCGGUCCGCUCCUCGUCCCCGCCGACCUCCUCGCCGCCGUCCUCCCCUCCAUUCCCAAAACCGCCAACUACAUUGUCGACGCGACCACCUCGUCCGAUGACCUUAUCUCCAUCUUGAACGAGGGCGCCCUGGCAGUCGUCGUCUCGGCCGCCCAGCUCGAGACGCUUGACGUACCGCGUGAGCGCGUUAUCGUUUCCAUUGCAGAGAACGAGGUCGCAGCGGCCGCAACUCUUGCCCAGAAGGCCAGCGGCAUCCUCAUUACCGGUGUUGAGGGGACCCACACCCCCAAAUCACUCGGGAUCAAGAACACGGACGUGUACCUCAGCCCCAAGGCUCUUCCCGCGGCCGACGCGCUCGCCCAGGCCAUUCGCUCUUCUCUCCCCUCCACCCUCGUCAUCCCCACUGCGUCGCUCACGACUGGCGCAACGACCGGCACCCACCUCUCGAUCGCGGACGGCUUCCUCGCCCCCGUCGUGUCGGACCGCCCAGACGGGCUGUUCCCAACCAUCGUGAGUAGCUCGACCCACUCGUCCCGCCCCCUGGGUAUGGUGUACUCGUCGCGCGAGAGCGUCGCCGAGGCCAUCAAGUCUCAGAAGGGUGUGUACCAGUCGCGCAAACACGGCUUGUGGCGCAAGGGCGAGACGUCGGGAUCAGUGCAGGACCUCGUCGCCAUCCAGCUCGAUUGUGACACGGACAGCCUCGUCUUCGAGGUCGUGCAGCAUGGCACUGGCUUCUGCCACCUCGGGACGCCGACGUGCUUUGGCUCGUUUACCGGUCUCGCCAGGCUCGAGGACACGCUCAAGAGCCGCCUGGAGACCGCACCCGAGGGGUCGUACACGAAGCGUCUGUUUUCCGACGACAAGCUCCUCCGUGCCAAGAUCAUGGAGGAGGCCGAGGAGCUGUGCGACGCCCAGACUAAGGAGGAGGUCGCGUUCGAGGCUGCCGACCUCUUCUACUUUGCCCUCACCCGUGCGGUGAGCAAGGGUGUGUCGCUCAAGGACAUUGAGCUCGCCCUCGAUGCCAAGCACAAGAAGGUGACCAGGAGGAAGGGCGAUGCCAAGCCCAAGUGGGAGGAUAAGGUCAAGCCUGCCGCUGCCGCUGCUGCUGUUCCCGCGCCGGUCGCGCCGGCUGCAGGCCCUAUCCGCAUGCGCACGACCAAGCUAUCAGAGGUGACUGCGGCUGAGCGCCCCGGGCUGCUCAAGCGCCCGGUCCUCAACUCGCUCGCCAUGAUCGACAAGGUCAAGCCUAUCGUCGAGCGUGUGCGCACAGAGGGCGAUGCUGGCCUCAAGGCCAUGACGAAGCAGUUUGACAGGGCAGACCUCUCGUCCAAUGUGCAGCGCGCUCCGUUCCAGACUCCCGGCGAGGACGUGCUUCCCAAGGACGUCCGCGACGCCAUUGACCAGGCAUACGCCAACGUCAAGGCGUUCCACGCUGCCCAGCUCGACUCUGGGCCACUGCGCGUUGAGACGAUGCCCGGUGUCGUCUGCUCGCGCUUCGCUCGCGCCAUCCAGCGUGUUGGCAUCUACGUGCCUGGCGGCACGGCCAUUCUCCCCUCGACGGCCAUCAUGCUUGGCGUGCCCGCCCAGGUCGCUGGAUGCAAGGAGAUUGUGCUGGCGACGCCGCCUCGUGCCGACGGCUCCAUCUCCCCCGAGGUGCUGUACGUUGCCCAGCUCACUGGCGUGACCACCAUCCUCAAGGCUGGUGGUGCACAGGCCGUGGCCGCCCUCGCAUACGGCACGGCCGAGGUGCCCAAGGUCGACAAGAUCUUCGGACCUGGCAACCAGUGGGUCACGGCUGCCAAGAUGCUUGUCCAGAACGACACGGACGCCCUCGUGUCGAUCGACAUGCCUGCCGGCCCGUCCGAGGUACUUGUCAUUGCCGAUGCGACCGCCAACCCCAUCUUCGUCGCCUCGGACCUCCUCUCGCAGGCCGAGCACGGCGUCGACUCGCAGGUCGUCCUCGUCGGCAUCGACCUCACUGCCGACCACCUCGACGCUAUCGAGGCCGAGGUCGAGCGCCAGGCCCUUGCCCUGCCCCGUGUCGAGAUUGCUCGCGUCGCCAUCUCCAAGUCGCUCAUCGUCCUCACCGACACACUCGAGGAGGGUAUGGCAUUUUCCAACGAGUACGCACCAGAGCACCUCAUCCUCCACCUUGCCGACUCGCCUGGCGCCGUUGCAAGUGUCGAGAACGCCGGCUCGGUCUUUGUCGGCGCGUUCUCGCCAGAGUCGUGCGGCGACUACGCCAGCGGCACUAACCACACCCUUCCCACCAACGGUUAUGCGCGCCAGUUCUCGGGCGUCAACACACUCUCGUUCCAGAAGCACAUUACCUCGCAGGAGGUUACCAAGGAGGGCCUCAAGGUCCUCGGCCCCGUUGUUGUUACCCUCGCCGAGCGUGAGGGUCUCGAGGCCCACGCGAAUGCUGUGCGUGUCCGCCUCCAGGAGCUUAACAAGUAG